This is a messenger RNA of Zophobas morio, 1532 nucleotides long. RefSeq lists its product as uncharacterized. Bases 79 to 1350 code for a protein of 423 amino acids. Gene Ontology annotation, cellular component: mitochondrion; peroxisome; cytosol. Gene Ontology annotation, biological process: isocitrate metabolic process; NADP+ metabolic process. The record is from RefSeq and is a predicted model, not a curated record. Lineage: Eukaryota; Metazoa; Arthropoda; Insecta; Coleoptera; Tenebrionidae. The transcript has 7 exons. Gene Ontology annotation, molecular function: NAD binding; magnesium ion binding; isocitrate dehydrogenase (NADP+) activity.
GGGACUUAAAUUGUCAUAGGACGCACGUGAUCCUUUUUGUGUUCAUAAUUAAUAAUUACAUAACAAAAUUGUCACAACAUGUUUUCUAAGCACGCAAACAGGAUCAAUCGUUUCAAAUGUGCCAGCAAGCACUAUGCCACUCAGUCAAAAAUUUUGGUCGACAAACCCAUCGUCGAAAUCGACGGUGACGAAAUGACCAAGCUAAUUUUCGACGAAAUCAAAGCAAAACUCGUGUUCCCGUUUGUGGAAGUCAAGCGCGACUACUACGACUGCAGUAUAACCAACAGAAACCAAACCCAGAACCAAGUGUCUAGGGAUGCCGCCGCCGCCAUUCUAAAGCACAAUGUGGGUGUUAAGUGCUCGACGAUAACACCAGACGAGGAGAGGGUUAAGGAGUUUAAUUUAACGCAAAUGUGGCCUAGUCCCAAUGGGAUGAUCCGUAACGCGCUUAAUGGUACCCAGUUUAGAGAGUCAAUUAUUUUCAAAAACGUGAACAAGUACGUGCCGGGGUGGACGAAGCCCAUCAUCAUGGGACGACACACAUUUGGGGACCAGUAUGGUGGGAAAGACGUGACAAUUAAAAAACCAUCAAAGAUUUUUAUUACAAUUAAGUCAGACGAUGGUACCGAAGACUCAGUUGAAGCUUUUAGUUACAAAGGCAAAGGGGUUGCAAUGUUGACUUUCAACACCGAAGACAGCAUCCGAUCGUUCGCCGUUUCGUGCUUCAGAAUGGCUCUAGAACGCAAUUACCCGCUAUAUUUUGCCACCAAAAGUACCCUUUUGAAACAAUACGACAAACUCUUCAAUGAAGUGUUUCUAGACGUCUACGAGAAGGAUUUCAAAACACAAUUCGAGCACGCCAAUUUGACUUUCGAGUUGCGACUAAUCGAUGAUAUGGCAGCCCAAGCGAUGAAGUCUUCUGGUGGUUUCCUCUGGGCUUUGAAAAGCUACGAUGGGGAUGUCCUUUCCGACGUGGUGGGUCAAGGUUUUGGUUCUAUGGGUUUGAUGAUACACAGUUUGGUAUCUCAUGAUGGUAAAACCGUCAUGACUGAGCCUGCGCAUGGAACCGUGACACGACACUAUCGGGAACACCAGAAAGGGGUGACGACGUCGACUAACCCCAUAUCGUCGAUCUUUGCUUGGAGUAGGGGGCUUCAACAUAGAGCGAAGCUCGAUGGUAAUGCGCAGUUGGAAAAUUUUAGCAAAGCUUUGGAAAAAGCGACGGUUGGAACGGUGGAAGAUGGAUUGGUUACGAAAGAUCUGGCACCCUGUGUCUACGGGAAAGAGUUUAAAGACAAGUUUUUAAGUACUUCGGAGUUUAUCGACGAAGUAGUUAAACGUUUGAAAUAAAAACUAUACACAAAUGUGUUUCUUUGAUAGUACUAUCUUAAUGACAUUCAUACAUAUUCAUUUAUAAUUGGCUUAGUCUGGAAAAUGUCAGUGUGUAAACAAUGGUGAAUAAAGUGUUACUGUUGUUGUGUUUUCUGCAAGCUGUGACCAAGGUACUACCAUCAAUAAAUUCGUAACAAGUA